AUGAAAAAGUCUUUACUCUUGGCUCUUUGGAGCGCAGGUGCUUUAGCCAGUCCCUGCAAACCAGCGAGAGACGUCACCCACAAAGAUUAUGAUGUACCCACAGCCCCCUCAACAUAUUUCGUCCCUACAACGUCGGCCCAGGAUACCACAGUGGAGACUCAUAUUGCAAGUGGUUCUGAUGGUGAUGAGACCAUCUCAGUGCCCAUACGCUCCACUGAGACCUUCGCAGGGGGAUCAGAAGGUCACACUGUCGAGCUACCUCAGGGCUCUGCAACCUUCGGUUCCGCCUCACCAUUAGAAACCACAGUUGCAGAUGGGGACAUUUCAGAGGCCAGCCAGGAUUCCGAAAUCCCUUUCGUGUCUGAAACUUGGACACCUAAUGUCCCUGAGCUUACUGGCGGCAGCGGUACAACCGCCGUUCCUACAAACCGUCCUAGUCAGCCGGGUCAGCCUGGUGAUGAUGUUACUGGUAGUGAGACUACAAACGUUGCUGGUGAUUUUUCCACGACACUACCAGUAACCAAUACAGCUACUGAUAUCGCUGGCCAGCCAUCUGAAGAUGCAACCAACACUGAACUAUCUUCAAAUCGUUCUGGCUUGACGGAUAGUGUUGGUGCUACCGAAACCGACAACAUUCCUGGUCAGUCGGGUGAUGAUUCAACCAAACUAUCAGCGACUGGAACUGAAACAGAUGCUAUCGACCAGCCUUCCGGUGAUGUUGAUAACACUGUGGCGGCUUCGUCAAAUGCAUCUAGCUUAGCUGAUGGUGUUGCUGCCACUGAGACUGUUACCCAUGAUUCAGUUGAGACAGCUAGCCCUGGAGCCAAUACUGAAACCUCUGUCAAUGGGGUUGUUCCUACAGAGGGAGCCCCUGCAACUGCCCCAACUGAUGACGCCUCCAGUCAUGUUACUGGCUCUGCUGGUAUCACCGGCGGACAACCUGAUGCUACUGGAGACGCAACAGAUGGUACAGCCGAUGUGCCAGCUACCACACGGAACCCCGAUUUCACCGAGACUGGAUUAUCAGGAGCACCUGAUGAGACUAUCUCUCCCUCUGGCACCGACACUGAGACCUCAACAUCAGGUGCUGGCAAUACUUCACAGAAUAUCGUUGCGACAACAGGCAUAGCACCAGAACAAUCUUCCGAGAUUACUCCGGGCAACACCAAUGUCAAUGAAAAGACCACUGGGUCUGUGACUGAGGAUUUGCCAAGGCCUACUGAUACUGGAGUCCCAACUGAGGCAAAUGACGUAUCUACAAGUGCUAUGACUGGCCCUGAGACAACAGUUGACCCUGCGGAGCAGACUCCAACCACCACAGAGGAGACCCAGGAUAAUGGUUCCAAUGAGACCACUGAAUUGGGAUCUGAUAAAACCUCUGCAGUUAAGGCUACUACCACAGAAGGUGACCAACCUGACGAGACGGAUGUUGCCACCCAGCCCGCUAGUGAUAACUCUGACACCACAACUUUUGAAGUCUCAUCAUCAGACAGUGAGGUACCCUCUACCGCCAUCGGUGUUACUACAACUGAUGCUGCUGCGACAACCGAUGGGGAAAAUGACAAUCCUUCGACAACCGCUCUCAACGGGAACAGCUCAUCCAAAACGUUGAACCCAGCGCCAGUCACAACAACUACCGCCGGAGACGCACCAUUCCCGACAGUUACAGAUGCUCCCGAGGGAUUCUCUUCGUCAACUGUCAGCGGUCAUCCUGAGUGGACAUCCAACACUUGGAUCACAACCACAUCAGGCGACUCUUCUGAGCCAACUAUUAUUCCAGUUCUAGUUGGCUGCAAGAAGUGUGGCGGAUCGGGCUCCGGCAUCGUCCUUUGGAAUUUUCCUAAGACGCCUGACACUUGGUUCAAGCUCCCAGGCCUCCCCAAGUUCACGUUCCCCUGCAUUCCCCCAGGUUGUUCCACUCCUCCCACUACGUCUGAGAGUAACAGCAAUGAUGAUGAUGGCGAUGAUGAAGAGGAUAACGAACCUUCUUCCACCACAUGCACUGAUAAGGCUACCGUGACAGACUGCUUUGUGGCCUGCACCACAUAUACAGGUCCUGCUGGGGCCUCGAUCACACCUGAAUGCUCAACAACCUGCACCGCUACGCAUACUGGAUGCAGCGUCACUGGGACAACUACCACCUCAUCCGCCGCUGCAUGUGGUCCUUCGGGAGACAGCUCUUGUGUGAUAUGCAGCAACGAUGACCUCGAAGAUACCGGUUCAAACUCCCUGGAUCGACGUGACAAUUAUCUUGAGAAACGAGCAGGGCGAGACAUACGGUCCGUGGGAGGGUGCGCCGCUUUUGCCUUUAGUCCUGCGUUCCCGGCGUACCCCGGCGGAGAGACUGUCCUGUACAAGGAUGCGACCAUCAUCUCCCAAAAUUCUCCACUAAAUGAUAUCAAGAGAUGGUGGCUCACGACACAGGGCAGUCAGUGUGUGCCAAUUCUGAGGGGUAACCUGGAUGCCGCUACUUUCAUCAAGGAUAGGACAGAUCCCACAGGACAUGGUGUAGCAUCACUCGACCAUGUUUACGAGAAGAGUAUGCUGUUGGACUUUUUUAACGAGAUCAUCGAUCCGAAUGGCCCCCCUGUCAAGGGCAUGUCUACUGGCGGCCCUCGCCAUAAGAUCAACUGCCAAGAUAUGGAGAGUUAUGGUGGCGCUACGAAGAAUAGCAAGAAGAGACUCCUUCAGAAGGUCUAUGACACUUACCCAUCUGGAACCCUUACCGUUCGCAAGGGUAAACUUACAAUCAAGGACGCACAUUACUUGGAGGAUUUCAUCGGUAUGAAUCACUGGACCAACGGAAUUGCAAAGGCAUUCGUUGCCGAUACAGGCGACGUCAAGAAGAAAGGUGACGAAUGGUCUGACGCCCGAAAUGACGUUACAGCUUCAACAUCCAAGAAAGACGCAGAAAGACGCAUCAAAGGAAAGUUCGCAUUGCUUGAGAAGAUGGCGAUAGGUGUCGAGAUGUUUAGCGCACCUGAAGCGAUUGACUCCAUUAUAAGACAGAACCAGCGAAUCUAUGCUAGAUUUACGGAUAUGGAUAACGAGGCCAAGGGCUGCAUGAACGACCCUGCGGUGAAGAAUGGCCUUUGGUCUUUUGCUGACAAGUAUAAGACCUUUAUGCAGACCAGAUUCAACGGGCAGGAUCCCUGGUCUAUCAACAACGAGGUCGAUGGUGCCAAGACAAAGGUCAUCGACAAGUUGAAGAUGGACUUGGUGGCAGCUGUUAACGUUCGGGUCAACAAUGCUGCCGACUGGAAAAGCAAGAUUGCUGAAUGGAACCUGAAGCUCGCCAGCUUGGAUGAUCCUACCCGUCUAUGGGCCAUUCCAGAACCAGCCUGGGUUUGGACGUGGAUAAAGAAGCGAGAUGGCGAGGACUCUGGGCUUUCAUGCGAUCGUCCUAUUCCAUCGGAUACUACCACAUCUGAAGAGUCUACUACCUUUGCUACUUCUACCAAGACCAGCUCUGAGGAGUCUUCUUCCGAAGAGUCAACCUCUUUCACGGAGGAAACUUCUUCAACGGAUGAGAUGAUCACUUCUACUACUGAAGAUUCUGUUCAACUGACGGACUUUCCUACUCUCACCAACGCCCCACCGCUAUCAAUUUCGACACCUGAUGGCAGCUCUUGCGCCUCAACAACCACUUAUACUCAGUGUAACUUGGGUACUGGCAAUCACGGUGGUGCCUGCGUCGCCAACUCGCAAUGUGCGUCAUGGGUCAACACCGAAACGACCAGCACGACACCCACACCCACACCAACCAUGGAGUCUCCUGACCCGUCUCAGAACAUCAAGCACUGCUACGACGAAGGGCCGAAAGUCAGCCACGACUCCAUCACUGUGAAUGCCGAGUCUUUCUGUAACAAGGUGGUCUCCAAGAACAAGGAUAACGGGUACUACUGGUCCAACGAUAAGCUCGAGGAAAAGCUGUUACCUGGAGGAGGCGGUCGAGGUUACCAUUACAAAGUCCUGUUUGAGGUUAAGGAGGGAUGCUUGUGGAAGGCCGACUUUGAUGAGUGUAUGAGGUACAUGAAGGUCCCUAUCGAUUCUUGUGAUUGCUCAGCCAAGGGGAAUAAGCAGGGUGGAUGGGUUGAGAAUAAUUGUAUUACGGCCAAGAUUGACCCGAACAAGGGUGAUUAG
Molecule: messenger RNA, 4143 nt
Organism: Fusarium poae
Lineage: Eukaryota; Fungi; Ascomycota; Sordariomycetes; Hypocreales; Nectriaceae
Exons: 3
Coding region: 1-4143 (1380 amino acids)
Source: RefSeq, a predicted model, not a curated record